AUGCACGCGCAGGGCAUCGUGCACGGCGACAUCAAGCCGGACAACGUCCUCCUGCGACACCCCCUCGACGACGUCCUGUCGGGGGCCGCGGGCACGCACGUCAGUCUCGCCGACUACGGGCACGCGUUCUCCGCGACCGCGGUCGACACCGCGCGCGCGCGAUGGCAGGUGCAGACGCUCGGCUACCGCGCGCCGGAGGUCCUCCUGGGCGCCCAGUACGGCACCGCGAUCGACCUGUGGUCGCUCGGGUGCGUGGUCUCCGAGAUGGCCCUGCGGCGGCCGUGCUUCCCGGGACACGACCCCUCGGGCGUCCUCGCGGCGAUCGCGCGCACCGUCGGACCGCUCCCGGAGACGCUCGUGAGGUGCGCGGAGUGCCCGCACGCGCCGUGCGACGGGCUUGCCCAGGGCGGCCGUGAUCGGUGCAGCGGACGCCCGCGCAGCCGGCGCGCCAGUCGCCGCGGCCCUGCAUGGACCACGGACCUCGCAAUCGCUUCGCCGCUGAGUCAAGUCAAGUCAGUCACCACUGAGUCAGUCUGUCUGCACCAACCCCGCACGCCCGCCGUUCCCGCUGCGACGCAGGGGCAGGGCCGGCCUGGGCGGCCUCGCAGCGGCCCCGCGGUCCGCGCACGCGCCGCUCCAGCUGCACAAGGACCUCGCGAGCGUCGAUCCCGCACUGGCAGACCUGGCGCUGGCGCUGCUGCACCCGGAGCCCGCCCAGCGGCCCUCCGCGCUCCAGGCCCUGCAGCACGCGUUCCUGGCGCCGCUGCUGCCGGCGUCCGCGCUGUUCGCGGCCGCGCAGGACGCGCCCGUUGCUGUGGCGAAGCCGCAAGCGGGACGGCCGCAGGGGGCGGCUGA
This is a messenger RNA of Pedinophyceae sp. YPF-701, 855 nucleotides long. The record is from the annotation of a GenBank genome assembly. NCBI's taxonomy places the organism in Eukaryota, Viridiplantae, Chlorophyta, Pedinophyceae.